Messenger RNA from Neoarius graeffei (lesser salmon catfish), 2035 nucleotides. RefSeq names its product UbiA prenyltransferase domain containing 1 (gene ubiad1). Lineage: Eukaryota; Metazoa; Chordata; Actinopteri; Siluriformes; Ariidae. Gene Ontology annotation, biological process: menaquinone biosynthetic process; vitamin K biosynthetic process. The record is from RefSeq and is a predicted model, not a curated record. The transcript is spliced from 3 exons. Gene Ontology annotation, molecular function: prenyltransferase activity. Gene Ontology annotation, cellular component: Golgi membrane; endoplasmic reticulum. Bases 209 to 1249 code for a protein of 346 amino acids.
UGCACGUUAGAGUGCACUGUUUGCAGUUAGCUGAGUCGCUAAGCUAAAUACCCUUAGAAUUGACACGUCGCCUGUGAGUGUGACAGCAGGUUAGGGUUUGAGGACUGUGCAUUGCGCUGGAGGAAAUCACAGAAAGAUGUGUCGACAGUGUGUGAAAUAGCUGUUUAUCUUCUCAGAGUGGGACAGAGAAGAGGUACACUGAAUAAUAAUGGCAGCUGGCCAGAAGAAAAGCAGCACGGAGACGUUCUUGCUGUCAGGCUCCAACGGCCUGAACGGCUCAAAAGCACAAGGAGUGGCACUAACAGAAAAAAACUGCAAUGGCAAGAAUUCCCGGCUGGCCAAGAUGGCCUCGAACGUGCAGGAGAAGUGUGCGGCGUACGUCCUGGCCUUGCGGCCAUGGAGCUUCAGCGCCUCUCUGACACCUGUGGCUUUAGGAAGUGCCCUGGCCUACAAACUGGAGGGCUCUGUUGACCUUGUCAUUCUGCUGGUGUGUGCCGUUGCCGUUCUGGUGGUGCACGGUGCCGGGAAUCUCGUGAACACUUACUACGAUUUCUCCAAGGGAAUCGAUCACAAGAAGAGCGAUGACAGGACUCUGGUGGAUCGGAUCCUGGAGCCGCAGGACGUGGUGAUGUUCGGUGCCGUGCUUUAUUCGGUGGGGUGUCUCUGUGCCACGUUGUUGUAUUUCCUCUCGACGCUGAGGCUCGAGCAUCUGGCGCUCAUCUAUUUUGGAGGGCUGUCCAGCUCCUUUUUGUACACAGGAGGAAUUGGUCUGAAGUACGUGGCGCUGGGGGACGUGGUGAUCCUGAUCACGUUUGGCCCGCUGGCUGUGUUGUUUGCACACGCGGUGCAGGUGGGUCACCUGUCUGUGCUGCCGCUGGUGUAUGCCGUGCCGCUAGCGUUGCACGCCGAGGCCAUCCUGCACAGCAACAACACGCGUGACAUGCAGUCAGAUCGCAGUGCCGGCAUCGUCACGCUCGCCAUCCUGGCCGGCCCGGCGCUCUCCUACGUCCUUUACAACGUGCUGCUCUUUGCUCCCUACGUGGUGUUCUGUGUGCUGGCCACGCGCUACACCAUCAGUAUGGCGCUGCCGCUGCUCACGCUGCCCAUGGCCUUCCCACUGGAGCGCCAGUUCCGCAGUCAGCACUACACCAAGAUCCCACAGAAAACAGCCAAGCUCAACCUGCUCGUGGGACUCUUCUACGUCUUCGGGAUCAUUCUCUCGCCGACGGGGAGCCUGCCACUGUUCUAAAAGAGCGCGUCCUUUUCUUAUUUUCUUAUUUUUACAGUACGUCAUAAAAGAAAUAGACUUCAUACCUCGUCAUUGUGAAUUUUUAUUAUAAGUACUGGACUUUGUUCCUCAAUUAUUCAUAGCAUUUUUUUUCCCCACCCCAUCAGUGGAAGUCCAGAUUUCUGCAAAACACACACUCGACACUGAAACUUAACCUGCUAGUACGGCUAGCCAUCUUCAAGAUCGCCUGGGAGAAAAGUGAAAUGAAGUCCUUUUCGUUUUUAUUUUGGUGUAAAAACUUUUCCCCCGAUAGUUUAGUUUAGUUCUUCCUCAGUUUAAUUUACGCCCCAGGGCUAACAAACCCUUUGCAGCGGUACAGACACUAGCUGAAAAAGGCAGUAUUGUACGAAAAGGUGUGUGAACAGUGUUUCUAUUUGCACGGUUGCAGAGCUUUGUGAGUCUUUAGUUACACAUGCCUGGUGAAACAGUUUAUUUUCAGGAGUUUGGGGAGUACUCAUGAUGUGGCGUUACUAAAUUUUACAUUUCAGAUCCAUUCAGUUACACAUGGUGUAGGAAUAAACAGCACCAGAUGUUACUGUGUGUUUUAACGCUUCAGCGCACUGAGACUGACCGGCUCGUCACGUGUUUAAAACAGCCGGUCAGUCUGACGCCAAGCUGAAGCUGCAUACCUUUUCAAGAAGGGAGAAUAAAAUGUGACUUAUGUACAUGGCAUAUAAAUUAACUCUUUGAUAAAGAUUUGAACAGCAUCAAGUCUUUAAAAAAAAAAUAAAUGACAUUUUAAAGUAA